This is a messenger RNA of Adineta steineri, 960 nucleotides long. The record is from the annotation of a GenBank genome assembly. Lineage: Eukaryota; Metazoa; Rotifera; Eurotatoria; Adinetida; Adinetidae.
AUGUGCCUUUCAUCACAAACUGUUGUUUGUUCUUGUUCGACGUCGUCAAUGGCUUCAUCAUUAACAACAACAGCGAAAGACAAUUUAAUACCUAAUAAUAUUGAAACAGAUUUUUCUACUGAAGAUAUACUUGUCGAUAAAAACUCUAUGCCUGAAGAUGAUCCUAAUGGUAACACUUUACAUGAUGCUCAUGAAAUACGUUGGGGACCUCAACAUGCCGGUGCAAAAUUACUCGCCAGUCAAUAUACGAACGAGAAACGUUUACAAGAAUUAAUCUCAAUUCUAUUAUGUAUUAUAUUAAUGAUGUACAAUUUUUUCUUUAUCUGCCGUUAUUUCGAUGUUAGAAAUUCGUAUCUCAUCAUUCCUGCAGCCUUAUUAGGAAUUUUAACAGCUGAUUUAGCAUCAGGUAUUGUACAUUGGGGUGCUGAUACAUGGGGUUCAGUGGAUAUGCCAUUUAUUGGAAGAAAUUUUUUACGUCCAUUUCGAGAACAUCAUAUUGAUCCAACAUCCAUCACACGUCAUGAUUUUGUUGAAACAAAUGGUGACAAUUUUGCAGUUACUGUUCCAUAUCUUUUAUAUAUGGCUUAUAAAUUUACAUACUUAUCUGAUACUGAUAUAAGACGUACAUAUAACUUUGAAGUUUAUAUGUUUCUUCUUGCUAUUUUUGUUUCUAUGACAAAUCAGUUCCAUAAAUGGUCACAUACUUAUUUUGGUCUACCUUCCUAUAUUGUUUUCUUACAAAAUUAUCAUGUUAUUCUUCCUCGAAAACAUCAUCGGUUACAUCAUGUUGUACCCCAUGACACAUAUUUUUGUAUUACAACUGGAUGGCUUAAUUGGCCACUUGAAAUGAUUAAAUUUUGGUCGUUGCUGGAAAUAAUUGUAGAAAAAUAUACUGCAGCCAAACCUCGUUCAGAUGAUUUUGCUUGGGCGCAAAAGACAGAACAAGUUCAUUAUGAAUAA